UGCGACACUCCACCCUGUCACAGCUAGUAGUAGCAAGCUUUUUCAAAAGUGGACGCUUUCAACGGUCUCGCCAGAAGUAAAGAGAAAACCUCCCGGAGGAAAGAGCUCUUGACUUUUCUACUCCGGCGGUAUCCGUGGGCAGUUGCAAACCCCUGAGAGUGAACGAAUUUAGCCCUGCGAUAAGCAGCUACAUGCCGCGCUGCGAGAACAGUUCCAGGCGAUAAUCGGCUCUUGCUCUCGUUUGGCACACAAAAAAGGUGUGAGACUCCGUCAGAUCGGACACUUUCUCUCUCAGUCAUCUCUAGCGGAUGUUAGGAUGGCGUCGUGUUUCAGCUGUGCCAUCAGGAAGAAGGAAGCCCGCCGGCAGCUGGCAGAGCCCGGAACACCGUUCGGAGAGCUAGAAGAUGAGGACGGACGACUUCUCGCCCAGUUCGCCAUGCGGGCCAAGAUGUCGCCAGUACGCUCAGCCGACGUUAGCGCCCAGGACGUCCAUCGAGUGGUCAUCCAGGACUUUCUAGCGUGCGUCGAGGACGAAGUGGAAGUCAGACGUGGGGACUGCGUUCGGGAACUGUUCCGUGACGGAGAUUGGAUGUUCGUAGCGACAACGGCAGGACAAACUGGUUUCAUUCCAGCAAGUUACUGUCGACCAAUUUCGGCGCUGAUAAACUUGCCGAAAGGCAGUUCCUCUUCAAUCUCUUCCGCGUCGUCGAAUCGUCCUAGUGCCGACUCUGGAAGCCCGGUCUCGAUGGGCCUAGCCAACAGCAGUAGCUCUCGAUCGUCUGUGAUCAGCGCCUCGUCGUCUCUUGCAGUGUCGGACAGCUCGCCGAAUGGCAGUGUGCGGAGGCGCAGCGGGGCGUCGCAGUCUACGAGCCGACUAGCGACGCACGGACCUGGCAUUCACGGCGGCGACUCGUACGCCUAUUGGAAUGGACGCAACGGAACGGAUACGACUGACAGUAGCCGGGCGCCAUCGCGAUCUCUGGGCGCCCGUCACAGAGUCUCACUGCUGGCAGCUCUGGGAGAUGAUGAGUUGGCCAGACAGCGUAUCGGCCUGCAGGAAGCAUCAGGUUUGGAUGCUGGGUCGGGGUCCAAUUGCCCGUCCGGCCCCACCUCGCCCGAAAGCAAUGGCAGCUCCCAGCUGAACUCGCCGAGUCGUCUAUCACGCCGCUACAGUCUGUAUGACUCCAGUCCCAGCAGUCCCAGCAAGAGCAUCGACAGUGUCUCGAUUCUCUCCAACAGCCCGAGGAAGUCCAGCGCCCCAGUACCCACCCAGUACCAGCAUUCGCCGGACCAUUCCAUGGCAUCGCCUAGUCCGCAAUGUCGACGGCGGGUGACGAAUCGCGGCAGGCAGAGCCGGCGCACAUCGGCCGAUAUGGACCGCAACUCGCCUCAGCCAUCCAUCUCCUCUUUACCAGCUGUGGUGAAAAAGGUACGGCUUGCCUAUAACUUCCAGGCCAACAAGGAGGGUGAGCUGUCGCUGAGCAAUGGUGAUGAAGUCGCCGUUAUCCAGGAACAGAGCAAGGACUGGCUGCUGGUGGAGACGGACGAUGGCAGGCAGGGACUGGUGCCGACAUGCCUGACGAUCACCGUGUCCGCAGUACACGCACCAGGCCACAAUUCUAAGUCGAGAAGCUCUGCAACCCUGAACAUCAAACGUACUGGUGGCGGUGGCAGCGACGGAGACAAACCUCAGCCGACCGCCGCGGUGACGUCGAGCGACAGCUACAGUGACUCCACGGACGGCUCUCGCAAUGCUCGCACACUGACCAACAAGCCCUCCGGUGGUAGCUCAGCGGCGGCGACAAAGAUUGGCAACGGAGAUAUGUGUGCAAACUCUCCAGCGAAUAUUACCGGUUUGAGUCAUCUCUCUCAGGAGGAUGAUGAUGACCGCUCGGCCACGCUGACUCGUGCUAACGUCAGCCAGCUUCAAGGCAACCAGACUCUCCAGCACCAACAAACUCGCUAUGAGGAUCUGUACAAUUUUGCACAUGACAGCCACCACCAGCAGCAACCUCAGCAGCAGCAGCAACGGGCCGAGACCGCGCACGGACACCGCACUGGUUCGUCGCCGACACGACUCGGGUCGAAGCGUCGCUCCCAUUCGGCUAGUCGCACCACGCUGCAUCGCAUCACCGUGGACGAGAGCGUGCGUGCGGUUUCGCCCGGUCACAAUAGCGACGGAGAGACGGGUUCGUCUCGCACGUCCUCAAUCAGUAAGUUCUUUGGCAGGGGAAAAUCUCGCAAGUCAUCAAACACGCCUUCCUCUCAGCAGCCUGCGAACCUGACCGGCAACUGCAGUAGUAGUGCUGCUGGUGGUGGUAGCGGAGGCUCUGACAGAGAUAGUCUUCGUGAGCCGGUCGUCUACAGUGCAGGUCAGGACGCUGAUCAUCUAGCUCACGCAUGGCGUAACAACCAACCGGCGUACCAUCGGCAACGCUCUCGCUCGUCUUCGCGCACUGGAAUACAUCGCAUCGACAACUCCAGUGCCGUGAUCGCGGAUACGUCUGUAACUCCGCAGUCGACAGCGAACCACAGCGUUCCGGCCGUGUCCAUGACCAUUGUCACCAACGUCGCUAGCUCUGGUGUUAGCUCUGGUAAAUCAGUAACGGCAUCUCCACAAUCUGGCACUAAAUGCGUAACUGCAAUGAGCAAACCCAUACCGGUCGGUAAUGCCGCCGUGUUCACCACAAGCCAAUCAGUGGAGCACCAUCGCUACGAAAACGAAGUGGAGAUUGCCAAACAGCACGGUCGCAGCGCUACCCUGCAACCCGGCACUCGGCCACCCACAGCGCCGGCUACGCCCAAACACCAACGCAGCGUCGUGCACACACGUGCGCCGAGCCUUGCCGGUGAUAUGCCACCCUCGCCUUCGCUGUCCUCGCCGUCGCCGCGACCUCCGGAAACUCAACAGCGACAGCUGCGCGUCCUGUUCAACUACACCGCCAUGGUUGCAGAGGAACUCAACGUUCACUCCGGGGACGUGCUCGCGGAAGUCCCGUCCAAGUCCAAACCCGGCUGGGCGUGGGUGACGGAGCCGGGCACGAAACGCCAGGGGUAUAUACCCGUGGGCUUCACCGAGACCUACGUACCACCUCCGCCGCCCCGAAAGCCCUCCACCGGCAGCAGCAGCAAUAUGCCAGCAAAGACCACCACCACCACCACCAGCGGUAUAACCUGCACCCAGGAUGCCGUGGCGCAGGUCAACCAGGUAGCCGCACAGUUUCACAAACAGACAUCCGGAGAGCUGUGCACCACUAUUUGAGUGUACUGCGCCAUUCAGCACUGGGAAUACUACUGGCAGUGUACGGGCAUCAAGCUAUGUAUGGGAUCUACUCACAGUGUUCGGCCAUCACGCCAUGAGAUGUACUGACGGUGUACAAUCGGCACCCAAUGAGAUCUGCGUAUAGUGUACCACCAUCAUGCAAUCGAAUCUACUGUGUUUGACCAUCAGCUAUGGGAUCUACUUACAGUGUUUGCCAAAUCAGCUAUGGGAUCUACUUACAGCGUACGACCCUCAAGCCACGGGAUGCAACGUGCAUCUGCUGACAGAACUACACAUUUUGUAGUAAACAAUUGUCUGCAACAACGUGCGCUUGAUGCAGGCAAGCGAGUUUCCAUACGUUGAAGUAUACGACUACAUCAGAAACCGAUAGGGAACUUUUCAAAUAUUACGUUUACGUACACUAUUGUUAUUUAAAGAUGUGUUAUAAGAGAGUUAGGGGCAGAGGUGGUCGUUCUUCAGGAGUAAGAAAGUGACUACCUCAGUUAAUUGUGGAGAUCCGCAAGUCUGGCGGGCGCAGGAAGAUAAGGGCUUCGUGCAUGCUGUAUGGUUACGCUUUCCCUUUGUGUAACAACGCUCGCUGCACAGUUACAUGAAUAUGCUGUUGUGAAGAAACUCCUGCCCGGUCUAUCUUGCAAUCUUGCAUUGACUCGGCCAUUUGGUUACUAUUAGAAGUUUGUUUUCUUUGUAGCUUGCAGUGUAAAAGCAUCACAAAUACAAGGUGCGUAGAGUUCUCGUUCGUCGGUCUAUCUUGCAAUCUUGCAUUGACUCGGCCAUUUGGUUACUAUUAGAAGUUUGUUUUCUUUGUAGCUUGCAGUGUAAAAGCAUCACAAAUACAAGGUGCGUAGAGUUCUCGUUCGUCGCAGAUGCUAAGUAAUUUAGUUGCUACUUAUGAAUAUACUAAAUACUGGAUAAAUCUACUGAGAGCAAUGCAUUCUUAUAAGGCAUAUUAUACUAUUUAUGUUGUAUAAACUCGCAGCCCUAGUCGUCGCUUGUUUAGACUGCACCGCCAUUGCUUUGUGUAUUUGGUUUUAUCAAGUAGGAUCACAAGCAACAUUCAGUAUGCAUAAAUAUAAGAUAUACAAGAUCAUCCUAAUAAUAAUUAUUAUUAUGACAUCA
Molecule: messenger RNA, 4399 nt
Organism: Sycon ciliatum
Lineage: Eukaryota; Metazoa; Porifera; Calcarea; Leucosolenida; Sycettidae
Product: sericin 1-like
Exons: 4
Coding region: 317-3262 (981 amino acids)
Molecular function (GO): protein binding
Source: RefSeq, a predicted model, not a curated record